AUGACGGCAAAGCGCAAGGGCAAAACGGAGGAGAUAAAGACGCGCGAGUCCACAGAUGGCAGGUCGAGGAACGUCGAGAAGCACAUCCAGCACGCACCAAGCAUGUCAUGCCCACACAUCGCCGUCCAUCCGUCCAGUCCAGAAGCACAGAUGGAAGAAAUGGAGAGAGGGACAUACGUUGUUGCUUAUGAUGGUGCUGUUAUAAGCGAAGGUGUAGCCGAUGCGCGCGUAGCAGUAGGCGAAGCGUACAGAUAA
Molecule: messenger RNA, 255 nt
Organism: Fomitiporia mediterranea MF3/22
Lineage: Eukaryota; Fungi; Basidiomycota; Agaricomycetes; Hymenochaetales; Hymenochaetaceae
Exons: 3
Coding region: 1-255 (84 amino acids)
Source: RefSeq, a predicted model, not a curated record